UAAUAAUCGUUCGUUCGCUGUCCACUCAUCUGCCGUGCACAAGGUGAAAACUCGGCCACACACAGUCUAGCCCGGCACAACCCAGGCCAGGUCGAAAAGCGCGCCGGGCGACCAGUCACGUCCCGUCGAGAGCCCGCCAUGACUCUGCGCUGCGCUGAGCGUCGCUGCACUGGCUGCGUCGCCAGGCACAAAUUGCUGCACCCUCUUGCACGCCCGAGACGCAGUCCAAUGAACGGUUCAAGGGUACCAUCUGAUGACCCUUGGGGCGAGCCACGUAUCAGCGAGGGUGGGCUGGCUGCUCUUGUCGCCUCCUCUCCGUGCAAACCGGCUGCCGUCCCCAUCCUUCUCACUGGCCCCCCCAAACAGGCCAAGGCAUGCAGCAGCCGGCUGACAGGCACGCACCGCCCCGCCAGCAAUUGCAAGUCUCAUCUGCGCCGGCGUGCAACUCCCUUCGAUUCGAGUCGCCCUGCCCCGUGCUCGGCCCAGCCUCCAUGGAUAGAGCCGGUCCGUGCAGACGAAAAACAUAUUGCAAUCGUGACAGGCUCGGCUCGAGUCUCACGUUGGGACUCUGGAGGCGCGCGCCCGCCUCUCGCGCCCGCGUGAAAAAUUGUGCCAGACAUGCGUGCAGCUCGUGGGCGCAUGGGCAGCGACGUUGUUCCGUUUUCGGCCGUAGGCCGCGGUCGACCAUGUCGGAUUGAGAGCCAAAUGGAUCCCACGGCAUUCUGGCCCAAGGGAUCGAGGGCAUCAGGCCUUGCUGGCCUUCGUGACUCCA
This is a messenger RNA of Didymella exigua CBS 183.55, 772 nucleotides long. RefSeq lists its product as uncharacterized. The record is from RefSeq and is a predicted model, not a curated record. The coding region runs from base 139 to 603 and encodes 154 amino acids. The transcript has a single exon. Lineage: Eukaryota; Fungi; Ascomycota; Dothideomycetes; Pleosporales; Didymellaceae.